Messenger RNA from Colletotrichum siamense, 279 nucleotides. RefSeq lists its product as uncharacterized. The coding region runs from base 1 to 279 and encodes 92 amino acids. The record is from RefSeq and is a predicted model, not a curated record. Lineage: Eukaryota; Fungi; Ascomycota; Sordariomycetes; Glomerellales; Glomerellaceae. The transcript has 2 exons.
AUGCAUUCGAUAUCGCUUAGUUUCAUUCUUUCUUUGGCAUUCCAUUGGCUCUCUGCCGUCGAGUGCAGUCCCCUCGGAACUGUUGUCUCUCGAGGGGAUUGCCGAGUCCUUACCGAAGUGACCUAUUGGGGCAUCGCAUGCCAGAAGCAAAGACCUGUGUCGUGCCAAGCCGGCCAAUCUUACGGGGGUGUUGUCAGCUUCAACGAGAAAACGACAUUCCCCGCAGACUCAGUACCGAUUUGCGAGCAAACGCUGGAGUACAAAUGUUGCACUAGGUAG